This is a messenger RNA of Sporothrix schenckii 1099-18, 1299 nucleotides long. RefSeq names its product cyclin-dependent protein kinase complex component. The record is from RefSeq and is a predicted model, not a curated record. The transcript has a single exon. Gene Ontology annotation, cellular component: cyclin-dependent protein kinase holoenzyme complex; nucleus. Gene Ontology annotation, molecular function: protein kinase binding; cyclin-dependent protein serine/threonine kinase regulator activity. Bases 1 to 1299 code for a protein of 432 amino acids. Gene Ontology annotation, biological process: regulation of cyclin-dependent protein serine/threonine kinase activity. Lineage: Eukaryota; Fungi; Ascomycota; Sordariomycetes; Ophiostomatales; Ophiostomataceae.
AUGGCGGACGACGACCAGCGCAACCAGAGCCAGGACUCUGGCUCCACGCCCGACUCGCCCCCACCGCCGCCUGUACCAGCCGACGACCCAAGUUUGCUCUCCUCGUCGUACAACAACUCGAGCAGCGAUGCGCCGUCGCCGCGCCUCGCUUCCCUGACCGACGACAUCUUUCAUGUCACGCCACUGGCCGCGCUGCAGAUGCUGGGCGCGGGCGUUGAGGCACUCGUCCGGCUGACCGGCGACAUUCCACCGACACCACCACCGUUGGACGAUGAGGCGAAGGCACCGACCAACAUGCGCAGCAUGCAGGCAGAGAAGGAGGUCAUUGUGCGGACGCUGAGCGAGAACAGUCUGGCACGGCUGCGCGAGCAGGCAGAGACGGCCGAAAAGGCCGAGCGGGAAGACCGAAAACGCAAGGCGGCGGCGCAGUGUGAAUGCGAACGCGAGUGCGAGCGAGAGCGCGAACACGCGGAGAGAGGGACAGAUGCUGCAGCGGCUGCCGUUGCCGGCGACGACCGGAGUACACCACCGCGCGACGACAACGACGACGACGACACAAGCAAGACAGCAACCUCACAACCCUCGACACCGUCGCGGUCCAGGUUACCACCGACACCACCGCCGGCCAAGCCGAUGCAGAUGCAGAUGGAGAUUGACGGAGUUCACCUGCGGGCGACAUCACAGUCGCCGACUGGUGGGCACGCGUCAGGAACGGCGCAAGUCAGCAGCAGCGGCGCGCCGAUCUUGGUCGUGCCGCCCGCCGAGCCGUACAUUGUCAUCGGCGCCAACUCGCAGCCGCUCAACGUGCAGCACUCGGCCAUUACGCGCAAGUUCUACAGCAAGAAGACGCCGCCCAUUGGCAUUUCCGAGUACUUGCUGCGCCUGCACCGCUUCUGCCCGAUGAGCACGGGCGUCUACCUCGCGACCAGCUACUACAUUUACCGGCUGGCCGUGUCCGAAAAGGCCAUUGCCGUCACCCGCCGCAACGCGCACCGCCUGCUGCUGGCGGGUCUGCGCGUGGCCAUGAAGGCACUGGAGGACCUGAGCUAUGCGCACACCAAGAUGGCGCGCGUCGGCGGCGUCACCGAAGCGGAGCUGGCGCGCCUGGAGAUCAACUUUUGUUUCCUGGCCGGGUUCGAGCUGUCGGUGUGCGUGGAGGACAUGCGGCAGCACUGGAUGCUGAUGAAGAGCGGGCGGGCGGUGGGGUCGCUGGACCAGGACGGCACGGCGGCGGUGAUGGCCUCGAUGGACUCGCUGAACGUGAAUGUGACGCAGCGGCGCAAAGUGGUGGUGAGCUAG